Molecule: messenger RNA, 734 nt
Organism: Nicotiana tabacum (common tobacco)
Lineage: Eukaryota; Viridiplantae; Streptophyta; Magnoliopsida; Solanales; Solanaceae
Source: RefSeq, a predicted model, not a curated record
GGAGAGUCAAAAGUCAAAAUACCAAAGAAGGGAACUCACUUUGUCACCGGAAUCUUCCGGCUCUAGCCUCAACAAUUUCAUUUGUCUUUGUAUCUCUUCGUCUGCGCUUCCCUCUGCUCGUUGCCUUCAGCUCUCUCUCUAUCCAUUUCUCUCAAGUGAGUUAAUCUCUUAUAUCGUUGAAACCCUAGUUUCUCCGUUGCUCAGGAUGUCAGAAGAAGCACCUUUCUAUCCCAGAGAAAAGCUUGUUGAGAAGCAAAAGUUUUUCCAAAGUGUUCACAAGCACACAUACCUGAAAGGUCGAUAUGACAAGAUCACCUCAGUGGCCAUUCCAGCUGCUUUGGCAGCUACUGCUUUGUUUAUGAUUGGGAGAGGAAUCUACAAUAUGUCUCAUGGCAUAGGUAAGAAGGAUUAAAUGGUGGUGUCUGCUCGACCAUCGUUCCUAUGGCAGCUGAAGUUUGAAAGGGGAUAUUUUAGACCUGUUUGUUCAUUUUGUGGACUUACUUAUUAGUAGCUAAUACUGGUUAGACGCAGACAAUAGAGCGUGCCGAUAUAUGGCAUUUGCCAUCAGUAUUCGGCAGCUAAAACAUUUGCUCAUGUGUUUGGGUUUAUGGAUAUUUGUAUUAGACGGUGUCGGUGUGGAAAUCACCAUGGCAACUAAUGCGUCUUCCUUUAUCGUAUUAACUAUUAAGUAUGUCAAAAUAAGAAAUCCCAAGCCUUCUUUGACCCCUGUAUAA